Eucalyptus grandis is the source of this 1129-nucleotide messenger RNA. RefSeq lists its product as uncharacterized. The record is from RefSeq and is a predicted model, not a curated record. The coding region runs from base 449 to 916 and encodes 155 amino acids. The transcript has 2 exons. Lineage: Eukaryota; Viridiplantae; Streptophyta; Magnoliopsida; Myrtales; Myrtaceae.
UAAUCAUUGAGAGCCUCCCUCUACUCUACUACUAGUCUCUUCUCUUCUCUUCUCUUCUUCUCUUCUCUUCUGCACUUCCUUCCUGUUCAUAAAAUUCUUCAUCUUUGCUCGCUGCGUCUGAGGGAAUCGUGUGGACUGAGCAUCCGAAAGUUAUCUUCUCUCUCUCUCUCGCCGACUGCUCCUUCGAUCAGGGAUUCUGGGAAGCUUCCGGUUUUUCUUUUUUUCUUUUUUGAGAUGGUUGUGAUGUGCCGCGAGGCUUUCGUCGCCGAAGAAGAGACUAUCGAAGAAGGCGAGUGGGAGAAGGAGAGGUGACGCAGGGUGUGAGGGAGUCUCUCGGUUCGCCGCAGCGGCGGACCACUUUGGGAAAUUGAACAAAGUAGGAGGAAGCGGACGCCCGGCGGCGGCUUGGGGUCUCUCUUUCGAAUUUAGCUUGUGCUGGGUGUUAACCAUGUCUGCAACCGUGGUCAGUGACCCUUUGGUGAUCUCGACCCCGGAGACUCAACCACCUGCCGUACUCGUUGGCACGGCUCAAAUUGAGGUGGAAUUCGUGAUGUGCGAGUGCUGUGGGUUGACGGAAGAAUGCACGCCCGCGUAUAUCGAACGCAUCAGAGAACGGUAUCACGGUAAAUGGAUAUGCGGGCUAUGCGCGGAAGCCAUAAAGGAUGAGAUCGUAAGAACCGAGAGGCUCGUGAGCACUGAAGAGGCCAUGACCAAGCUUAUGAACUUCUGCAAGAAGUUCAAGUCCCCAGAGCCGCCUCCAGAUCCUACAGUGCACUUGAUCUCCGCCAUGAGACAACUUCUGAGGCGGAGUUUGGAAUCGAGAUCCACCCCAAGCAGCCCCAUGAGAAAAGAGACGCGAAUGCCUGGUUCCGCAUUGACUCGCUCGGAAAGCUGCUUUUCGACUCUAACUGGUUGAUUGGGACAUGCAGAAUGGAAAUGGAAAUGGAACAGAGGUGGAAGUGAUGCAUUAAGGGUCACAUCUAGUACAAAAUAAUGGAAGAAAGAAAGGAAUCGAGGAUAGACUCUUGUUACAAACGUUGCUAUCAUGAAAUACACAAGUUCUCUGUCAAAUUGUCAAUGGAUAUCUAAUCUCUCUUUAAAAGAUUUAGGCAUCUCUCGGUUUCAUUAA